AUGAAACAAGUAAAAUCUUUAGGUAGAAAAAUAAUAAGGAGUAAUGAUCCUGCCAAAUUAUCUUCAUUAGAUGAAUUUAUUCCUAAAAAGAUUCGUAAUUUUGGUAUAGUUGCUCAUGUAGAUCAUGGAAAAAGUACAUUAGCUGAUAGGAUAUUACAGUUAGCAAAUGUUGUUGAUUCAAAUAUUAAGAUAUCACAAGUUCUUGAUAAAUUACAGAUCGAAAAGGAACGUGGUAUAACAGUAAAAGCACAAACAUGCUCAAUGAUAUAUAAAGAUUAUCUUAUUAAUUUAAUUGACACACCAGGACAUGUAGAUUUUAGUUUUGAAGUUGCUAGAAGUUUAGCAGCAUGUAAUGGUAUUGUUUUACUUGUUGCUGCAAAUCAAGGUGUUCAAGCACAAACAAUUUCAAAUUUUUGGUUAGCCUUUGAAAGAGAUCUUUCUAUGAUUCCUGUUAUAAAUAAAGUUGAUUUGAAAACAGCAAAUGUUAAAAAGGUACAAAAUGAAUUAAAAUUAUUAUUUGAUAUAGAUGAAAAAGAAAUAAUUCAUGUAUCUGCAAAAUCAGGAUUAAAUGUAUCAAAUGUGUUGGAUACUAUUAUUGAUAGACUUCCAUCACCUUCUGGAAAUCGAGAAGCUCCUUUUGAGGGAUUAAUUUUUGAUUCAUGGUAUGAACAAUUUCGAGGAGCUAUUCCUUUAAUACUUGUUAAAAAUGGUUCAAUAAGUAAAGGACAAAAGAUACAUUCUUUAAAUAAUAAUAAAUCUUAUGAAGUUGUCGAAGUUGGUGUUAUGCAUCCAGAUAUGGUUCCAUGCCAGGCUCUUUAUGCAGGCCAAGUUGGUUAUAUUAUAUGUAAUAUGAAAACAGUUAAAGAGGCUACUAUUGGAGAAACAUUAUUUGAUCCUACAUCUCCAGAACCCAUAAAAAACAUUGAAGUUUUUAAACCUAUUAAACCUACAAUAUAUGCUGGAUUGUAUCCUGUUGAAACUUCUAAUUACGAAAAUCUUAAAUUAGCCGUUGAAAGAUUAUGUUUGAAUGAUCCAUCUGUUACUAUAACUACUGACUCUUCACCCGCUCUUGGUUUAGGAUGGAAAGUUGGUUUUCUUGGUUUUCUUCAUAUGGAAGUUUUUAGCGCUAGAUUAAACCAAGAAUAUGAUGAAAAUGUUAUUUUAACAGCUCCAAAUGUUGAAUUUAAAGCUGAAAUAAUAGAUAAUGAAACUGUUCGUAAAAAGCGAUAUAAGGGACAAGGAGUUGUUACUAUAAUGGAUGUUUCUACAUUCCCUGAACAUACAGAUGUUAAAAGAUUUUUGGAACCUAUGAUUAAUCUUACAAUUUUAGUUCCAAAUGAGUACAUGUCUACAAUUAAUUUAAUAUGUUAUGAAAAACGUGGUAAAAAAGGUGAAGUAAAAUCUAUAGAUGAGGAUAGAAUGUUAAUAAUUUGGAGAAUGCCAUUAGCUGAAGUUGUAACAGGAUUUUUUGAAAAAAUAAAAUAUUUAACCAGUGGAUAUGCUUCAUUUGACUACGAGUUAGAUGGAUAUGAUGAAAUACAACUUACAAAAUUAGGAAUUUCUAUUAAUGAUAAAGAAAUUAAUGAAUUUUCAUUAGUUGUACCCUUACCUAUGGCUAAGAAUCGAGCAAAAGUUAUUGUAAAUAAGUUAAAAGAAGAAAUACCAAAACAACAAUAUGAAGUUAACAUUAAAGCAACUUUAGGAAAUUCAACAAAACCAGUUUAUAAUGCAACGAUUAAACCAUGGAAAAAAGAUUUUACUCAAUUAUUAAAAGGAAAUUUUGGUGGUGGUGGAAUGGAAAGACUUAACAAAAAAUUAAGUCAUCAAAAAAAAGGAAAAGAAAAAAUGAAAAACCUUGGGAAGAUUCAAGUUCCAAAAGAUGCUUUUAUAAACGUAUUAAAAAAUACAGACAAUUUUUGA
Messenger RNA from Strongyloides ratti, 1920 nucleotides. RefSeq names its product Translation factor waclaw, mitochondrial. Gene Ontology annotation, biological process: positive regulation of translation. The transcript is spliced from 2 exons. Gene Ontology annotation, molecular function: GTPase activity; GTP binding; mitochondrial ribosome binding. Gene Ontology annotation, cellular component: mitochondrion. Bases 1 to 1920 code for a protein of 639 amino acids. Lineage: Eukaryota; Metazoa; Nematoda; Chromadorea; Rhabditida; Strongyloididae. The record is from RefSeq and is a predicted model, not a curated record.